Messenger RNA from Condylostylus longicornis, 1727 nucleotides. Its product is annotated as stimulator of interferon genes protein homolog. Bases 93 to 1070 code for a protein of 325 amino acids. Gene Ontology annotation, biological process: positive regulation of type I interferon production; reticulophagy; autophagosome assembly. The record is from RefSeq and is a predicted model, not a curated record. Gene Ontology annotation, molecular function: cyclic-di-GMP binding; 2',3'-cyclic GMP-AMP binding. Gene Ontology annotation, cellular component: endoplasmic reticulum membrane; autophagosome. Lineage: Eukaryota; Metazoa; Arthropoda; Insecta; Diptera; Dolichopodidae. The transcript is spliced from 6 exons.
GUACAAUAAUGUGGUAGAAACUUGUAAUAAAUUUUAUUUUUAUAUAAGUAUAAUAAUAAUAACAAAACGUAAUUAGCUAUUCAUAAGUAAAUAUGGAUUAUAUUAACAAUUUAAAAAAUUUCGAUAACUUAUUUUAUAAUGCAGUCGGUCUUGUUUUUGGAGAAUGUAUUUGUCGGUUAAUAAAUGCAAUUUAUGAAUAUUUGAAAUAUCCAAAUCAUUAUGAACCGAAACAGAGAUUUCUUAAAAUUUUAAAAAUUGCCUUUAAUUUCCAAAGGAGAACGUCUUUGGUACUUUUUCUUCUUGCAAUUUUAUGGACGCAUUUGUGGAAUAACCCGGAUUUUACAGCUGAAUUGUUAAACCGAAGGGACUUAAUAAUUGCAUAUGUCAUUGCAAUGAAAUUAAAUCUGCAUAAGUCAGAUUUAUUGGAUGCAGCUGAAUGGAUAAGAUUGGGUUCAGGUGUGGAUUAUGCAUCUGGAAUGGCUUCCAACUACUUUAAUGGCUACAUUCGAUUACAACUUCCUGACAAAGGUGAUGGAAACAAAGGAAUUAUUGAAAGAUGUGAGGAAUACGAAGGUAAACACGGUGUAACGUUUGCAGCAAAAAAGUUAUUUAUCCUCGUGUCACAAUCUUUGCACAUGAAACCUGAUAUCGAAAGUGAAUUUCUUAAUCGAGCAGAGCCAUUGGAGAACGUUAUAAGGGACAGAGCCGGGGCAAAAAGGCCAUAUAGAAAUGAUGUAUAUUCAAUAAUAGCUGAAAGAGCUUUCAUUGACGAGGAAGGAACAAAAAUUAAAAUUAAAGAAAAAUAUUAUAUAGUACUUGAAGGGACUAUGCUAACUUUCUAUGAUACUUACAAAAAUAAAGUAACCUCAACCGAUAAAUUGAAAAUGAUGAAAAGGGAAAUCCUACUUCAAUUUUAUAAAAGCAUUAAAAAAUAUUGCUUAGAAUGUCCAGAAACGCAAAACGAAGUGGAUUUUAUAUAUUACAACGAUUGCGAACCUGACGGAAGUCUUAAAGACAUAGGUAAAAUUGUAAGGAAGCAUCUGGAAGAUGAAGUUAUAAAUAAGAAUUAGAAUUAAAGACUGUUUACAAGUUUGUGUUGAAAACUCCCAAAUAUUGCAAGUUAAUAUUACUACCUAGGCAAAAUAAUGAAGAGUAUUAACAGACUUAAAACUCAAAAUCCGCCGAUAAAGAACGAUGACAAUUUAUGGGCCUUAAGUAAAAAAGAAAAGAUAUAUAUUUGAGAGGUUUAUAGUUUGACAAUUUCAAACCACUAUCACAGCAAACUCGCUUAUACUUUUACAAUCAGUUAACUCUCACAGACAGUGGAACUCCAAAAAUAAGGUUAAGCGAAUUGAGAAAAUAAAUAAGUGUGAUGAAAAACAAAAAAAUCUGCUGAACAUAAUUUGAUCACGAUUGAAAUUCUCAUACAACUUCUGCAAAAGGGGCUAAAAAUGCUUUUAUAUGUAUGCUGUAGCUCUUAGACUAAAUUACGUUUUAAAAUAAUUAAAAGCAGCAGAAGUACCAAUGGUGCUUAUGCUAGAAAAGGAUAUAAACGAAAUAACAUCGUACAGACCCAUUUCAUUCCUAUCAAUGCUUUGUAAGAGAAAAACGAAUUGUUGGGUAUGUCUCUCAACUCAGCUUGGUUGCAGUAUUUCUCAAUUUAAAAAAAAAUUAUUUUGUCCAAUAUAUUUAUUAUAAACAAUAAAAUUCACAACUUUUUUUUUCAA